CUGUCUGUCAGGAUGUGGGUUUUUGGCGGGAACUUGUAGCUGAUCGGUCCGCCUUACCUCAGAGCAGAUACAGGUAUGGCACCCGGGAGGAAACAGGCAAGGAAAUCUAAUAAUCUUCCAGAAGAAAAGGUUUUGCAUUCCUAUGACUUUCAAGAAAUAGAACAAAAACAUCUUAGUGGAUCAGAAGAAGAUCUCAUAGAAGAAGAGACUCCAGUCAUUGAUAAACAUGGAAAAAAGCGAUCUGCUCCAAUAACUAACCAAGACGUAGAAGAAGAUCACAUGGGGGGAGAAGUGCAAACCAUGCUGGAAAGAUUUGGUGCUGAUAUAAGCAAAGCUCUUUUAGCAAAAAAGAAAAGAUUGGAAAUGUACACUAAGGCUUCACUGAAAACAAGUAACCAAAAGAUUGAGAAUGUAUGGAAAACACAGCAAGAACAGAGGUUGAAGCUGAGCAAUGAAUAUUCUCAACAAUUCCUAUCAUUAUUUCAGCAAUGGGAGGUUGAUGUACAAAAAGCAGAAGAACAGGAAGAGAAAGUAACAAACAUGUUUCGCCAGCAACAGAAGCUUUUCCAACAGGCAAGAAUAGUGCAAAGCCAAAGACUUAAAACAAUCAAACAACUAUAUGACCAGUUCUUAAAGAAUAUGCAUGACCUGGAAAAGAACCAUGAACACCUUCUCACUGGGGCACAGAAUGAACUCAAGAAAGAAAUGGCCCUCUUACAAAAGAAAAUUUUGAUGGACACACAACAACAAGAGAUGGCGAGUGUUCGCAAGUCUCUUCAGUCAAUGUUAUUCUGAUGGUUCACUGAAGGUAUAACGUGUACCUAUGCAACAUGAUAUAAUUAGAAUAUUAUUAAACUAUUAAACAAUAUGACCACCACCACAUUCAAGAUACGGUUGAGGUAUUUUCCAGUGUUAAAAGUUUUUAUUUCUUUUUUUCCCCCUACCCUUUAAUUAUUGUAUUUAAA
This is a messenger RNA of Pelobates fuscus (common spadefoot toad), 965 nucleotides long. It is a transcript of the gene SYCP3, whose product is annotated as synaptonemal complex protein 3. Gene Ontology annotation, biological process: spermatid development; meiotic cell cycle. The record is from RefSeq and is a predicted model, not a curated record. Gene Ontology annotation, cellular component: synaptonemal complex. The transcript is spliced from 9 exons. NCBI's taxonomy places the organism in Eukaryota, Metazoa, Chordata, Amphibia, Anura, Pelobatidae. The coding region runs from base 76 to 795 and encodes 239 amino acids.